This is a messenger RNA of Pseudoliparis swirei, 3477 nucleotides long. It is a transcript of the gene dnajc11a, whose product is annotated as DnaJ (Hsp40) homolog, subfamily C, member 11a. Gene Ontology annotation, biological process: cristae formation. The record is from RefSeq and is a predicted model, not a curated record. The coding region runs from base 1 to 1680 and encodes 559 amino acids. The transcript has 16 exons. NCBI's taxonomy places the organism in Eukaryota, Metazoa, Chordata, Actinopteri, Perciformes, Liparidae.
AUGGCGUCUUCCUUGGAUGAUGAUGAGAUCCUUAAUGAUGAUUAUUAUUCCCUGCUUAAUGUCCGACGAGAGGCAACACAGGAAGAGCUGAAGGUGGCAUACAGGCGAUUGUGCAUGCUGUAUCACCCGGACAAACACCGGGACCCUGAACUGAAGCGUCAAGCGGAGCAGCUUUUUAACCUUGUACAUGAAGCCUAUCAAGUGCUUCGGGAGCCGCAGUCACGCGCUAUCUAUGAUAUAUAUGGCAAGAGGGGACUCGAUGUAGAUGGAUGGGAGGUGGUGGAGAGAAAAAGAUCCCCUGCAGAGAUUCGGGAAGAGUAUGAGCGUCUUCAGAAAGAGCGAGAGGAGAGAAGGCUUCAGCAAAGGACCAACCCAAAGGGUACUAUUAGUGUGGGUGUUGAUGCCACGGACCUCUUUGACCAGUAUGAGGAGGACUAUGAGGAUAUGGCUGGAGGAGGAGUCCCACAUGUGGAAAUCAACAAGAUGCACAUAUCACAAUCCAUAGAGGCUCCUCUUAGCACCAAAGACACUGCUAUUUUGUCUGGCUCUUUGUCCACCCACAAUGGAAACGGAGGUGGUACAAUCAACUUGGCCUUCAGGAGAGUCACCUCAGCCAAUGGGUGGGGAGAGUUAGAGGUCGGCGCUGGAGACACCCAAGGACCCCUCUUAGGACUGAAGAUUUUCCGGACCUUGACGUCUCGAUGCUUCGUCACCGCUCAGUGCGGCCUGCAGUUUUCGUCCCGAGGUGUGCGUCCUGGGGUUACCACCAUGCUGGCCCGCCACCUAGACAAGAACACCAUGGGGUAUCUACAGUGGCGCUGGGGCAUCCAGUCCUCGAUGAACACCAGCAUCGUCCGGGACACCAAGAGCAGCCAUUUCACCUUCGCAAUGCAGCUGGGCAUUCCUCACACUUUUGUGAUGAUGAGCUACCAGUACAAGUUCCAGGAUGAUGACCAGACGAAGAUUAAGGGAUCAAUAAAAUCAGGUUUCUUUGGGACUGUGGUGGAGUACGGAGCUGAGAGGAAGAUCAGUCGACACAGUGUCCUGGGGGCCACCGUCAGCGUGGGAGUGCCCCAGGGUGUCUCCCUCAAGAUCAAACUAAACCGAGCCAGCCAGACGUUUUUCUUCCCUAUUCACCUGACUGACCAACUCCUGCCAAGUGCUGUAUUUUAUGCCACAGUUGGACCGCUGGUUUUCUACCUCGCCAUCCAGCAGCUCAUUAUUCGGCCCUACAUGCGGGCCCAGAAGGAAGAAGACUUGGACAAACAGCGGGAAGGCUCAGCCUCAAAUAUAGCCAGGAAGAAGCAGGAGGCGGAGAGCGCUGUCUUACUCAUGCAGGAGUCUGUGCGCAGGAUUAUUGAAACGGAGGAGUCUAAAAUGGGCCUCAUCAUCCUCAACGCCUGGUACGGCAAGUUUGUGACCGACAACAGUAGAAAACACGAGAGGGCAAAGGUCAUCGACGUGACUGUGCCACUGCAGUGUCUGGUGAAGGACUCUAAACUCAUCCUCACCGAGGCCACAAAGUCGGGAAUCCCUGGUUUCUAUGACCCCUGUGUGGGGGAGGAGAAGAGCCUGAAGGUGCUGUAUCAGUUCCGCGGAGUCAUGCAUCAAGUCCUGUCGGGAGACGCCGAGCCACUCAGGAUACCGAAGCAAUCUCACAGGCUCGACGCAGACACAUAGGAGCGCCCCUCCCCCUCCCCGCGCUGACCAAAACAAAGACUCAUCUCUCGGCUGGUGGACAGAAGAUGGAUGAACCUGUUUUAGAUACGACACGGAUGGAAGUCCUUGUUACUCAGAAAAUCUUGCAUUUACCUUUUUUUUUUUUUUUUUGGUCUUUAUAUUCAUUUGAAUAUGCAGCGUGGAGUGGAAGCAUCACAGACUGGAUUGGUCAUAACUCGAGGGCCACGGACGGGGUUUUGCGGCCCGCUUCGAAUUCUAACGAGACACCAAAAUCGAUGGCCGCCAUCUUAUGUGGCGGGUCUUUUAGCCUCCUUGGUAUCCAUUUGUUUUUGGUCUAUGGCUUGUACUUUAGGUUUGAGGUCUAUGUAAUGUAUGGUACACAAACUGCAGUGCCGACAUGAUUGAAUACAUGAAUGCACCUUUUUGUUUAUUUGCCAUAUUAUUAAAAUCAGUCUCUCUCAUGUUUGCGCAACCAUUUUUGGUCCCUUUUUUUUCGGAUAGAUAAACUAUUUUGGAUUAUUUGGCUUUUAAUUGAAGCAGUGCUGAAACGUGGUGCAUGUGAAGGACAAUGAGAACGUGGAAGGGGAAACGCUGCAGCUUCUUUUAACCCUUGUGUCGCCUUCGGGUCAAUAUGACCCGAUUCAAUGUUUAACCCUCCUGUUACCUUUAUAUUUACUAACAAAUUUUACCCUUGAGGUCAAUAUGACCCCAGCUAUUAAAAUCUCCAGAAAAUUAUUAGAAUUAAUAUUGUUUUCCAAGUUUAAGUGUGAGGUACUUUAUGUUUGUUUGUUGACUCCCGAAAGAACACCGACAUUAAACAUUGAAUCGGGUCAAAUUGACCCGAAGGCGACAGGAGGGUUAAGUCGUUGAGCGCGUGGUGAUGAUAUAGAGUUGAGAUAGAGUCACCGUGUCCGUUGCACUGCGGGUCUUCUACCCCGGGACUCCGUCCUUGAUCUGGGUGAAAUGUUAAUUAAUCUUACCUCCUUUCACUUGUUUGUGUGCCAUAAAUGGAAAGAGGAGGAUUAACUGAAACCAUGAAAAGACCAACGCUUGCUUAAAUCCCUGUGAAAAGGUGCAAGCCUUUCAGGAAUAAUAAUGAGUGAGCCGAAGUACUCACCGAAUGCUUCCUGAAACACAAAACAACUUCUCGACGAUGACGAUUCUCUUGAAAGGAAAUUGAGUUUGUCAAGUUCUUCAUCAGGCCCAUGUAUUUUUGUAUCUGUAUUUUCUCUAACAUAAAUGAAGGAUGUGGUUUGACCAGAAGACCAGAAAUGAAAGGUUGUCAAGGCUAGAGAUAUUAGUCGCAGUGAUGAAGAGUGUACGUGAUGACAGGAGAUGAAAGACUCAUCAAGAAAUCCCUUUGGGUUUUUUUCAAAUAAGAUUUUUCUUUAGGAUUUGGUUUUAAAUUUCCACCCGUCUGUUUUGUUUCUUGUCCGUUGUAUUUUGAAGAUGGGUAAAUCCCACAGGCUGAAUCCAUUGCAUGUGAAAUAGAGUAAUUGUUUAUAGAUUAGUUAAACACACUUUACUGUACUGCAGCAUUUCAAAAAACAAGAUAGCCGACACGAUAUUAAUGCAGAGCAGUGUGUUGAUUUUAAAAAGUCAAAACUGACUAAUACAGCUUGUUGAUUAAAGACACACAUCGCCCUGAACACACAACGCAGGCGUGACACAAACGGUAAAUUCCAGAGAGAACGUUAUGAUAAUCAUCUCUCUACCUUGAGCUUAAGACAUUAUCUUUCUGAUCUAUCGUAUUUGAGUUUCCCAUGUUAAUAAAUUAUGCUCUUUGUGUCAUCAUUA